This is a messenger RNA of Ahaetulla prasina, 2465 nucleotides long. RefSeq names its product zinc-binding protein A33-like. The record is from RefSeq and is a predicted model, not a curated record. Gene Ontology annotation, molecular function: protein binding; zinc ion binding. The coding region runs from base 626 to 2224 and encodes 532 amino acids. Lineage: Eukaryota; Metazoa; Chordata; Lepidosauria; Squamata; Colubridae. The transcript is spliced from 7 exons.
CGUAAAUCGAGGAACUGUACAGCAAAGCAGGUGUUAAAUGGGCUUUGCCCCAUUUUGCGAUGUCUUUUUGCCACAGUUGUUAAACAAAUGACUGCUGUUAAGUUAAUAACACAGUUGUUGAUUGUAUCUGGCUUCUCCUUUGACUUUGCUUGUCGCAAAAGGGAUCACGUGGCUCUGGGACACUGGAACUCAAAAAUCCAGGCCAGCUGCCAAUUGUCUGAAUUUUGAUCAGAUGUCUACAGGGAGCGGCAAGAAAAAUGGUCACAAUUCACUUUUUCCAGUGCUAUUGAAACUUCGAACAGAUACUAAAAGAAUUGUAAAUUGAAAAAAGAACAUUGGUUUCUUAGGGCUUUUGGCAUGCAAUGCUCAGUUCUGGCUAUGCUUCACUGCCACACACUUCUAAUAAGAACCCUGCCUUUCUCAACUGAUGGAGCAGAGGAUGUUUUUUAUUUAGAGGUUUAAGUGGCGGCAGGUCUGACACGUUGAGGGGUUUCCCUGCCCUGCAGCGGGCUGUGAGAAUUACCUGGAAGAAGAGGAGGAAGAGACGCAGCCCAGGCAGCGCAGGCAGAAAUAGAAGCUGUUCUAACUUGGGAAACCUGUUCAGGCUCUCUUUGAAUCGACCAAAAUGGCUUCAGUACGAGAAGUGUCCAGUUUCACUGAAGACCUGCUGUGCCCCAUUUGCCUCUGCCUCUUUCGGGAGCCCCGCAUGCUGAAUUGUGGCCACAGCUUCUGUGCUCCCUGCCUGGAGCCCUGCAUCCCCAAAGGGCAAAGACGAGGGCACUGCCCCGAGUGCUGCCAACCCUUCGCUUUGUGCCACAUAAUGAUCAACCGAGCCCUCUGCAACUUGGCCGAGAAGGCCCGGCUUCUAAAGCUGGAAGAAGGGACUCAGCUGAGCAGCACCGGAGGCUGGCACUUCUGUGAGGAACACGAGGAGCCUCUCAAGCUCUUCUGCAGCCAAGAUGAGGAGCCCAUUUGUGUCAUCUGCCGGAACUUGCCUCAGCACCGGGGACACGACUUCCUGCCCAUCAAAAACGCGGUUCAGACCUAUCAGAACCAGCUGAAGGCAUCUCUGGAGCCUCUUGAGGAAGGUCUCAAGCGGUUGAAAAGGAGCCAGUGCCACCAGCAGGAGAACAUUAUCGAGUUAAAGACCUGCUCCAAAUCCUUGUCGGAUCAUAUCUCUGAAGAGUUUGGGAAGAUGCACCAGCUGCUGAACGACAGAGAGCUGGCUAUAAAACAGGCCUUAGAGAACCAGACAGAAAAGAACUUGGCGCAGAUGGAAACCAAGUUAAAGGAACUGGACUGCAAGAUGGCUUCAUGUUCAGAAACUCUGUGUCGUGUACAAGCCGGCCUUGAAUGCAAAGACCACUUUAGUUUCCUUAAGGAGGCAAAAGAGUUGCUAGAGAGGGUCCGUAAUGAACAAGGAGCUCAGGACAAACCCAAACUAGAUGCUGAACUGGUAGGAGAAGAUGGGCUGGAGGCCAGCGGUGAAGACACACAUGAGUCUGAGAAUGAGACUGAUGAAGACGUUGAGGAGGAGGAAGAUGAGGAGGAGGAAGAAGAAGAUGAGGAGGAGGAAGAACAAGAGACAGAAGAGGAAGAGGAGGAAGAUGAAGUGGUGGCUGUAGACUUGAACCUGGGCGAGUUUAAAGGACCUCUGCAAUUCUACGCCUGGAAGGAGCUCCUGGAUGGGCUAUAUCUAGUUCCUACAAGGAUAACUUUGGACUGCAAAUCAGCUCAUCCUGGCUUGGUCUUCAUGCAAAAAGCCACUGGGGUCCAGUUCAGACCUGGCCAACGGUUUUGGCAAGAAAAACCGGAGAUGUUCACUUCCACCCGGUGUGUGGUGGGACGGAAGGGCAUUACCACUGGGCGCUUCUACUGGGAGAUCGAUGUUGGGGACAGCCCCGGUUGGAUAGUGGGGAUGGCCAAAAAGUCUGUGGAGCGCAAGAAGCAGCUGAAAUUUCUGCCCAAGGAAGGUAUUUGGGCUAUUGAGCUGAAGGUGGGAGAGUACCAAGCUCUGAGUGAGCCCCGUACGCCCCUCCCGGUCUGCAGAAGGAUGGAAAAAGUUGGGGUCUACCUGGACUUUGAAGGGGGGCAGCUCUCUUUUUACAACAGCAGCAGUAGGUCCCACCUCUACACUUUCCAAGCAUGCUUCCAUGAAGAGCUGCUGCCCUUUCUCAGCACUCAAAGCGACUACCCCCUCAGGGUGUGGAACCUGGAGCUUUGAGUGGAACCUGGAGCUCAGGGUGCUCUUAGCAUUGCAGAGAACAGCCCAGUGAAAGUUGAAAACAUUGAGAUGCGUUAGGAUGGCUGUUUUAAGAGUAAGUCCAUUCUAUUCCCUCUUUGCAAGCAAUUGCUGGAAGAUUUUUAUUUAUUAUAUUGUUUUAAUAUGCCUGUGAACCGCCCUGAGUCCUACGGGAGAUGGUGCGGUAUAUAAGUUUGAUUAAUAAAUAAAUAAAUAAAUUUGA